Molecule: messenger RNA, 954 nt
Organism: Arabis nemorensis
Lineage: Eukaryota; Viridiplantae; Streptophyta; Magnoliopsida; Brassicales; Brassicaceae
Source: the annotation of a GenBank genome assembly
AUGGGUCAUUACGCAACAGUUUGGGAUCAUAAAGCAGCUACUGAGAUAAUAAAAGAUUGGAAUGGCAUUGACCAAGUUGUUCUUAGAAACCCACAUGGAGCUUCAGCUAAAAUUAGUUUACAUGGAGGACAAGUGAUUUCAUGGAGGAAUGACUUAGGGGAAGAGCUUCUUUUCACUAGCAACAAGGCUAUAUUCAAACCACCAAAAUCAAUGCGUGGGGGGAUUCAGAUUUGUUAUCCACAGUUUGGAGAUUGUGGAUUAUUGGAUCAACAUGGUUUUGCAAGGAAUAAAAUCUGGGUAAUAGAUGAGAAUCCACCUCCACUUAACUCAAACGAAACCAUUGGAAAAUCAUUUGUUGAUCUUCUUUUGAAACCAUCAGAAGAAGACUUAAAGCAUUGGCCUCACAGUUUCGAGCUCCGUCUUCGGGUUUCGCUUGCUGUAGAUGGCGACUUAACAUUGACUUCUCGAGUUAGAAACAUAAAUGGGAAGCCUUUUAGCUUCUCAUUUGCAUACCACACUUACCUCUCUGUCUCAGACAUAAGUGAAGUGAGGAUUGAAGGGUUAGAGACAUUGGACUACUUGGAUAACCUAUGCAAAAGAGAGCUUUUGACAGAACAAGGCGAUGCAAUAACCUUUGAAUCUGAGAUGGACCGGACUUACCUUAGAUCGCCAAAGGUAGUUGCAGUUCUUGAUCAUGAAAGAAAAAGAACUUAUGUGAUUGGAAAGGAAGGACUACCAGACACCGUGGUAUGGAAUCCAUGGGAUAAGAAAUCGAAAACAAUGGCGGAUUUUGGGGAUGAUGAGUACAAAAGCAUGCUGUGUGUGGAUGGUGCAGCAGUUGAGAGGCCAAUCACAUUGAAGCCAGGAGAAGAAUGGACCGGCCGACUUAUGUUAACUGCAGUUAAGUCCAGUUUCUGCAUGGAUCAACCCGAAUUACAGAGCAAAGGAUUCUGA